GUAGCCGGCCAAAGUGAAAGAACAACGGUUCCUUCCUUUCUUCUUCCUUUCCCAUGACAUUGUGAAAUUAUGAUUCUAAAAUUUCCAAAUUGCGACUCUUUAAUACGUACUCGUGUAAAUUUCCAUUGAAUAAAAAUAUACUUUCUCUCUCCAAUAGAAUAUCCUCUUGCUUAACCAAUCCCAUUGAUCACCAUAUCCAGCCAUUCAUCGCCCUAUCUAUUACUUCACUCUCAAGCAAAUUACUCCGUCAACCACAAUCCAAUCCAAUCCCCCCUAUAAAUUACAUUCCUCCCAUUAUUUUACAAUCCCAUCAGCGUUUUUAAUUGUGUUAUCAUCUAAAUCUACACUAUUUAAUUCUCUGAUUUUUUUCCAAUUACAUAAACCCCAAAUCCCCGAUGAUUCCGACACCCAAAUCCUUAAAGAUGAAAUCUUUGUUGAUUUUUCUUGUGUUUUCUCUGCUUUUUGUACCCUCAUUGUGUACCCAAGAACCAUCAAAUUGUCAUCAACUAACAAGAAACAUGAUUCUGGAAUACCCAGAUGGAGGAAGAGGAGGAGCAGACCCAGAAGAAGUGAUUUUACAAUGUACAAGUUGGAGGUUUGCUGUGGAAGCUAAUAACAUGAAUUCAUGGAAAACAAUCCCACAAGAAUGUGCUGAUUAUGUCAAGAAUUAUAUGUUGGGUAAGGGUUAUUUAUUGGAUCUUGAAAGGGUUUCCAAUGAAGCUUCUGUUUUUGCAAAAAGUGUUCAUUUUGAGGGUGAUAGUAAAGAUGCUUGGGUUUUUGAUGUUGAUGAAACUUUGCUCUCUAAUCUCCCUUAUUAUGCUGAUCAUGCUUUUGGUUUGGAGGUGUUUGAUGGAGUGGAGUUUGAUAAAUGGGUUAGCAAGGCCAUGGCUCCAGCUAUUGAAUCCAGUUUAAGGCUCUAUGAGGAGGUUUUAAGUCUGGGAUUUAAGGUUUUCCUGUUAACAGGCCGUAGCGAAAAGCUGAGGGAUGUUACUGCUCAGAAUCUGAUCAAUGUUGGGUUCAAGAACUGGGACAAGCUUAUAUUGAGGAACACGGAAGACCAUGGAAAGUUAGCAACGAUAUUCAAAUCAGAGAAGAGGAGCGAGAUGAUGAAGGAGGGAUUCAGGAUCCUGGGCAACUCAGGGGAUCAGUGGAGUGAUUUGUUGGGUUUUCCAAUGUCUACUCGUUCUUUCAAGCUCCCAAAUCCUAUGUAUUAUAUUCCCUAGUGAAAAAGGGCAUCAUAUUCGUAAGUCAAACAUCUAUAUACUUCUUAUUAGUCUAAUUAUUGGAGUAAAUAGUUGUACAUUGUAUUAGGAAAUUAAUCAAGUGCAUUGUAAGAGCCUCUUAUGUAAACUAGAGGUAUAUUAUGUAUAUUCUGUUAGCUGAUUUGGAAAUUAAUAGAAAAUGAUAAACUGGUUGGCUUUAA
Molecule: messenger RNA, 1423 nt
Organism: Spinacia oleracea (spinach)
Lineage: Eukaryota; Viridiplantae; Streptophyta; Magnoliopsida; Caryophyllales; Amaranthaceae
Product: acid phosphatase 1
Exons: 3
Coding region: 396-1223 (275 amino acids)
Molecular function (GO): acid phosphatase activity
Source: RefSeq, a predicted model, not a curated record